Molecule: messenger RNA, 4394 nt
Organism: Pangasianodon hypophthalmus (striped catfish)
Lineage: Eukaryota; Metazoa; Chordata; Actinopteri; Siluriformes; Pangasiidae
Gene: ncaldb
Product: neurocalcin delta b
Exons: 4
Coding region: 1296-1874 (192 amino acids)
Biological process (GO): calcium-mediated signaling
Cellular component (GO): cytosol
Molecular function (GO): tubulin binding; actin binding; calcium ion binding
Source: RefSeq, a predicted model, not a curated record
UCCUCAACUGAGUCAUGAACAUUUGUUAGACUCCUCCUGUAAUUCCCUUUACAUUAGUUAAUGACUCCUCGAGGGGUUUAUACAUGUUUGUAAUUGACUCCUCAAGUGAUUCACUUUCAUUUUUAAAUGACUCCUCCAGUGAUUCACUUACAUUUGUAAGCGACUCCGCAAGUCAGUCACAAACAUUCUUUAAAGACUCCUCAAAUGAUUCAAUUAUAUUUGUAAGUGACUCCUGGCCUAAUUUACUUACAUUUGUAAAUAAGUCCUCAAGUGAUUCACUUUCAUUUUUAAAUGAUUCCUUAGGUGAUGCACUUACAUUUGUAAGCAACACCUCAAGAAAUUCAGGUUCAUUCGUUUAUGACUGCUCUAGUGAUUCACUCACAUCUGUAAAUCCCCCCUUGAGUGAUACACGUGCAUUUGUAGGCGACUCUUACGUGAUAGCCUUAUGUUUGUAAAUGACUCCUCAAGUGAUUCACUCAAAUUUUUAAACAAUUUGAGUAAUUCAUUUACAGUAAUUGAACAGUAAAAAUGAAUCCUCGAGUGGUUCACUUAUAAUAUGUCGAUGACUCUUCUGGUGAUUCACUUGUAUCUCGAAGCCACACCUUCAGCAAUUUACAUUUUUAAGCAAUUCCACAAUUCAAGAGAUUCAGUUAAUUUUGUAAAAGAAUCCUUGAGUGAUUCACUUUCAUUUGUUAAUGGAUCCUUGACUGAUUUACUUACAUUUGUAAGUGACACCUCGAGUGAUUUACAUUUGUACGUGACUCCUCAAGUGGUUCAAAUGAUUCACUUACCUUUGUAAAUGCCUUCUCUAGUGCUUCACUUACAUUUGUAAAUGCCUCCUGGAGUGAUUUACUUACGUUAGUAGGACGACUUUCUUUAUCUCAGGAGGUCAAACGUGCCGUCUGCUCAGGGAACUACUUUGAAUGGAGCGUUUGUGUGUGCUGUAAUUCUGCUGUAUUUUAUAUAUUGCAGUAUAUUUCACAUUUGUGCACAUUUUAUUUAUUUCCGUCAAUAUCUGUGCAGUAAUAUUGUCUAAUGCAGUGUAACGUUAAAUGUCACAUCAAUGUAAACGUCAAACAGUUCAGUCUCUUCCUGUGGAAUGUUUUGCACGAUACACUCGGAUGUUUAGUGUUUAUUUUCUGUAUAACAGGUUCUGGUUAAGUUCACUGUAACAGAUCAUCACUCAUCAACACGGCUUGGCUUACAGGAAGUCUCUCAGCCUUGUGCAGUCGUUUCAUCAUAUGUCUCUUCAUGGUGGCACAACCAAAAGCAGCUGAAACAGAAUACUCGUCAUAAUGGGGAAGCAGAACAGCAAACUCCGUCCCGAGGUGAUCCAGGACCUGGUGGAGAGCACCGAUUUCACCGAGGAUGAGAUUCAGGAGUGGUAUAAGGGCUUCCUCCGGGACUGUCCCAGCGGCGCUCUCACCAUGGAAGAGUUCAAGAAGAUAUACGGCAACUUCUUCCCCUAUGGAGACGCGUCCAAGUUCGCCGAGCACGUCUUCCGAACCUUCGACGCCAACGGGGACGGAACGAUAGACUUCAGAGAGUUCAUCAUCGCGCUGAGCAUCACGUCGCGUGGACAGCUCGACCAGAAACUCAAGUGGGCUUUCAGCAUGUACGACCUGGACGGCAACGGCUACAUCAGCAAAGCCGAGAUGCUGGAGAUCGUACAGGCCAUCUAUAAGAUGGUGUCGUCGGUCAUGAAGAUGCCGGAGGACGAAUCCACACCCGAGAAGCGAACAGAGAAAAUCUUCCGUCAGAUGGACACAAACCGUGAUGGUAAACUGUCCCUGGAGGAAUUCGUUGAAGGAGCGAAGAACGACCCGUCCAUCGUGCGGCUCCUGCAGUGCGACCCGAGCAGCGCUGCGCAGUAAAAUGAGCAGAGCGACGCCCCCUGCUGCACGAAACCCGACACUGCAGCGCUCUCCUUUUAACCUACACACAGAUUUACACACGGAUCAGUGUGAGCAGGAAAUCACAACGACCUGGAGCUGCCUGCUUAGCGAAGCACGUAUACCAUGUACAUACAGUCCUCACGCACAUACACACACACACACACACACACACACACACACACACACACACACAUGGACUCAGUGACGAGUAAAUCCCUCUGUUCGGUGCAUACGCACUGCGACAGGAAGUAGCACCUUCACACAGGAAGUGCAGGUGUGAAAUGUACAUUUUGUGUAAUAUAGAAAAGAAGUAUGGUACAGUCUGUUCCAGAAUGCUGACGUCUAGAAAGUGUUGAAAAUAAAAAACUAAAUAAAAUUGUAACUAGUUAGUGACAUAGUCCAUUUAGCUAUGUCAUUUUUAACUGAGUUCGUAUGUUGCUCUUUUUUUUUUUUUUUUUUCGUUAAACUUUAUCCCAUGACCCAAUGAGCUAACGUUUCGAAUGGCCGCCGGUUUCGUCCCCUACAGACGGAGACGUCAGGGUCACUUCAGAAAGGACCUCGGAUUAGACACACAGAUGUGACGAUGUCAAAUGUUAUGAUGUCAGAUAUGACGGAAAAUGUAUUAAAUAUGUGUAUGUGUUACGUAAAAACGUGCUACUGUUCAUGUGCUCGGUGAACAUAAAGCGUAAUCGCUGUGACGAGGUCUGAUCAAAAAAAUCCAAAAACUCUACGUGUGUUGCUGUUAUCGUUAUAUAGAAGAUAUACAAUGCUUUGAGCAAAGCGUUGAGCCGACCACGAUAACGCGUGAGCAGCAUUAGCUAAGCUAGCAAAUCCACUAACAUUAGCCAGCUAAUAUUAACCUUACCGCUUUAGCAGUAUUUAUCAGAUGUUACUAAGUGUAAUGAAGCUACGUUAUGUUAUGUUACUCCGAAGUUUCUCCAUAUUUUCCUAUAACAACACAUCCCAAAGUGUUCAGUGUUUUAUUCCUCUUACACCAAAGCAGUUUGCCCACGACUGCAAUUUUUUUAUUUAUUAAAGAACAUGUCGUAAUUUUUUAUCUGUUUAUAGUUACAAACAAGUUGAUACUUACGUCAUAACAGUCGUUCCUCCAUCAGCCUCUCUUUUUUUCUCUCUCUUGAAGAGAAACGCAUCUUGUUGUUGUUUUUUUUUUUUUUUUUUUGUUACCAAGAAACUCCUCUGUCCUGAAGAUGUCAGAAAACUUAAAGUUACAAAGCUCUGACACUGGAGACUCCUUCCAUAAAUGUUAAAUAAACAUCUCCGUUCACCGCAAGCUGUUACUAUAGAAACGAUAUCGUAUUUAGCAGUGUUGUGGUGUAAAGUGGGCACGUUCGCUCGCAGGCUAGCUCGUAUUGCUUUUAGUUACGAUAUUUUAUACUAAGCAGUACAUUGAACUAAAGAACUUUGUGUCGAAGUCAAACGUCACAGCUCCGCCCUUCCUGGGACGUGAAUCUGAGCGCAACUUUCUCAGGACCUUUGUACUUUUAUUAUAUUUAACGAUCAUCACUUAGCAGACAGUUUUAUCCAAAUUGACGUAACGAGGGAAACAGAGUUCCUGUGCUAAGCUAACCGUUUUUUUUUUUCAACGUUAUGAUCGACGUUACCUGUGUCUUGUUUUAAAAUAAGGUUAGCCUAGCGUGUGAACAGGUCUAAUCACGUUUCUGAUACACUGUGAUAAAUCGUAGAACGUAAUACCUUUUUUUUUAAAACCUUUUUUUCGAUCAGACCUCGUUUGUCGUCUUUAAUACCAUCGUGAGUGCGUAAUGUGAGAUUUUCGUUCAGUUUGUCAUGUUUGCUCAGAACAUCAGAAAAUGUAAAAAUUUUGUACUUGAAUACACAACAAACAAUGAGAAGGUGACAGUCUGUACAGAUAUUUAUCAAAUAAAUAAAUAAAUAACGUGACAAACAAAACUCCAAAAAUAGAAGUAAGUUUAAAUAUCUUUAAUGCUUAAAUAUACGCACCACCUGAUUUAUGCGGAUUAGCAGUAGGCAUGUGCUGAUGUAACGUUUUCUUGACUUACGAUCUUCACCUAAACGUCUAUCACCACCUAGCUGACUAGCAUAGCUAACAGCGUUACAUUAGCUAGCUACAUUUUGCAUUGUAUCAUUUAUCUGACCACCAGCACAUGCCCACUUAGCAUCAAACGCAUCUAAAUGAGCAGAAUUAUUAAUAUCUAAUUGACUCCAACAGCAAACUUUGACUUUAAAGUACUAGAAAGAAAAAAAUAUCUAUUUAUAUUUAAACAUAGGGAAUAUUUAUUCUUUUCAUUCUUAUUAGUGGCGCUUCUGUCACACUACGAGAUUUGUUCAAUUGACCUUUUUUUGUUUAUUUGAUGACAAUUAUGUAUCAAAUGUUGUUUAAUGUCCACUGUAUUGUGAGGCUCAGUUCAUUCAAUGUGAAGAAAGAUAUUAAAAAAUUAUUUUAUGCACAACAAUAUUUUAUAAAUGUUAUGACUGAAUUAUAAACUGAAUUUUACUGGU